Caenorhabditis angaria is the source of this 461-nucleotide messenger RNA. Lineage: Eukaryota; Metazoa; Nematoda; Chromadorea; Rhabditida; Rhabditidae. The record is from the annotation of a GenBank genome assembly.
AUGAAUCGUUUCUUAUCUAUAAUCCUUCUUUGUCUAGCAUUAGCUUGUAAGUUCAGUUUUUUUUGGAAAAAAAAUCAAUUGGCUCAGGUACAGUAACCCACGCAGCUGGAGAUGAUAAAACCAGUACAGAAGUUCCAAAAACAACAAUAACCGUGGUUUGUAAAGAUGAUCCAGAUACAGAUUGUGCUUCUCUAAAAAGCAAUUGCAAUAAUUCGAAACUUCAAAAGAUGCUCAAAGAGUAAAUCAUUUUCGAUAAAACUGAAAGACAUCAAAUUAUUUCCAGAUUUUGUCCAGUGACAUGUAAUUUAUGCCCAGGUGCCACAACAACAACUCCUCCAAAAUGUGCAGAUUUGGAUGCUGCAAAAUGUCAAGCUUGGAAUCGAAAUGGUUUUUGUAUGAAUACACAUUAUUCAGAUGAGGAUAAGAAAAGAUUCUGUGCAAAAACUUGCGAAUAUUGUUAA